Molecule: messenger RNA, 486 nt
Organism: Auxenochlorella protothecoides
Lineage: Eukaryota; Viridiplantae; Chlorophyta; Trebouxiophyceae; Chlorellales; Chlorellaceae
Exons: 1
Coding region: 1-486 (161 amino acids)
Source: RefSeq, a predicted model, not a curated record
AUGCCUCGCUCUUCACGGCAAACACGCCAUCCUCCAGCUGGGGCCCGGCCCACACCCCUCCCUCCGCCGCACCUUCUCAGCCGCCUGCUUCUGGGCGUCGUCGUAAUAGUAGAUAACAGAGCGGUACUGGGUCCCCACAUCCCCACCCUGGCGGUUGAGGGUGGUGGGGUCCACAUGCUCGAAGAAGCAGUCCAGCAGCUUGGGGUACGACGUGGAGCUGUCGUAGUAGACCUGCACGGCCUCAGCAUGCCCUGUGCGCCCCGAGCACACCGCCUCGUAGCUGGGGGAGGGCACCUCACCCCCUGUGUACCCGGAGCUGGUGUGGGUCACCCCCGGGACGCGCUGGAAGGCCAGCUCCAGGCCCCAGAAGCAGCCGCCUGGGGGAGGGGAGGCAAGGGGGAGAGCUCAAGCACGAGCUUUGCCAGGCAGGCUCAGCCACUCUGGCAGCCACAGCAUGCCCAAGAUGGGCAUCGCAGCAUAAAAUGA